GCUGCCCGCCGCCCCCGCCAUGGGCCUGGAGCUCUACCUGGACCUGCUGUCCCAGCCCUGCCGCGCCGUCUACAUCUUCGCCAAGAAGAACGGCAUCCCCUUCGAGCUGCGCACCGUGGAGCUGCUCAAAGGCCAGCAUCACAGCGAUGCCUUUGUCCAGGUGAACCCCCUGAGAAAGGUGCCAGCCUUGAAGGACGGGGACUUCACCUUGACUGAGAGUGUGGCCAUCCUGCUGUAUCUGAGCCGAAAGUACAAGGCCCCUGACCACUGGUACCCCCAGGACCUGCAGGCCCGCGCCCGCGUGGAUGAGUACCUGGCGUGGCAGCACACAGCUCUGCGGAGUAGCUGCCUCCGGGCCACGUGGCAGAAGUUGAUGGGCCCUGUGUUACUGGGUGAACGAGUGCCCCCCGAGACGUUGGCGUCUACUCUGGCCGAGCUGGACAGGUGCCUGCAGUUGCUUGAGGACAAGUUCCUGAAGGACCAGGCCUUCCUCGCCGGGCCCCACAUCUCAGUGGCUGACUUGGUGGCCAUCACAGAGCUGAUGCAUCCCGUCAGCGCCGGCUGCCAAGUCUUUAAAAGCCGACCCAAGCUGGCCGCGUGGCGCCAGCGCGUGGAGGCCACGGUGGGGGAGGACCUCUUCCAGGAGGCCCACGCAGUCCUCAUGAAGACCAAGGACCUGCCUCCACUGGACCCGGCCGUGAAGGAGAAGCUGAGGCCCUUGGCGCAGGUUUUGUUGCAAUGAGCGGGGGCCAGGCCUGCAGAGCCAGCG
Diceros bicornis minor is the source of this 769-nucleotide messenger RNA. RefSeq names its product glutathione S-transferase theta-3-like. Gene Ontology annotation, molecular function: glutathione transferase activity. The record is from RefSeq and is a predicted model, not a curated record. Lineage: Eukaryota; Metazoa; Chordata; Mammalia; Perissodactyla; Rhinocerotidae. The transcript is spliced from 5 exons. Gene Ontology annotation, biological process: glutathione metabolic process. The coding region runs from base 20 to 742 and encodes 240 amino acids. Gene Ontology annotation, cellular component: cytoplasm.